Messenger RNA from Catharus ustulatus (Swainson's thrush), 1399 nucleotides. RefSeq lists its product as uncharacterized. Lineage: Eukaryota; Metazoa; Chordata; Aves; Passeriformes; Turdidae. The record is from RefSeq and is a predicted model, not a curated record. Bases 13 to 1077 code for a protein of 354 amino acids. The transcript has 2 exons.
UGCCUCGCCGGGAUGCGGAGCCGCCGUCCUUGCAGCGGGGAGGGCACCGGGGAUGCUGAGCUCCGGCAGGAUCGAUCCCUGUCCGUGGGGUUCAGAGCUCAGAAUCCCUGUCCGUGGGGUUCAGGAUCCCUGUCCGUGGGGUUCAGGAUCCCUGUCCGUGGGGUUCAGAGCUCAGGAUCCCUGUCCGUGGGGUUCAGGAUCUCUGUCCGUGGGGUUCAGGGCUCAGGAUCCCUGUCCGUGGGAUUCAGGAUCCCUGUCCGUGGGGCUCAGGAUCUCUGUCCGUGGGGUUCAGGGCUCAGCACUGGGGAUGCUGGACCCCGGCAGGAUGGAUCCCUGUCCGCAGGGCUCAGGAUCCCUGCCCGUAGGGUUCAGAGCUCAGCACCGGGGAAUCCCGAGCCCCGGCAGGAUGGAUCUCUGUCCGCAGAGCUCAGAGCUCAGGAUCUCUGUCCGUGGGGUUCAGCACCGGGGGAUGCUGGAGCUCCGACAGGAUGGAUCCCUGUCCGUAGGGUUCAGAGCUCAGGAUCCCUGUCCAGAGGGUUCAGUACCGGAGAUCCCGGGCUCCGGCAGGAUGGAUCCCUGUCCGCAGGGCUCAGAGCUCAGGAUCUCUGUCCGCAGGGCUCAGAGCUCAGGAUCCCUGUCUGUAGAGUUCAGCACCGGGGAAUGCUGAGUCUGGCAGGAUGGAUCUCUGUCCGCAGGGCUCAGGGUUUCUGUCCGCAGGGCUCAGGGCUCAGGAUCUCUGUCCGCAGGGCUCAGAGCUCAGGAUUUCUGUCCGCAGGGCUCAGAGCUCACCGGAGCCCUCCCCAGGCUGCGGGCCGGGCUCGGGGGCUCUCGCCAUCCCCCCCGCUCCUGUCCCUGCCCAGAGCCCGCUGCCCUGGCCCCGGCUCGGUGGCGGGGGAGGAGCCGGAGCCGGGCUCGGAGCAUCCCCUGCCCUGCUGCAGUGCUGCCUCCUCCUCCUCCUCCUCCUCCUCCUCCUCCGCAUCCAGCGCCGCUCCCGGAGCGCUCCGGAGGCGCUCGGUGAUGCCAGCCCGGGCAGGGAGCGACGAACCGGCCACAUUAACCCCCUCCCUGCCGCAGUAACCCUUUCCUGGCUGCAUUAACCCUUUCCUGGCCGUAUUAACCCUUUCCUGGCCGCAUUAACCCUUUCCUGGAGGCAUUAACCCCCUCCUGGCUGCACUAAUGCCCUCUUGGCUGCAUUAACCCCCUCCCUGCCGCAUUAACCCCCUUCCGGCUACAAUAACCCUUUCCUGACUGCAUUAACCUCCUCCUGGCUGCCUCAAUCCCCUCCCGGCUGCAUUAACCCUUUCCUGGCUGCACUAAUCCCCUCCUGGCUGCAUUAACCCUCUCCUUUCUGCAUUAACCCUCUCCUGUCUGCCUCAAUCCUCUCCUGGCUGCAUUAACC